GAAGAGGGCAGUAACGAGGAAAUUAUGUUGCAUUUUUAAGUGAUUUUGUGCAAUCCAAUCGGUACGGUUGGACUGGGCACGGUAUGUCAGCAGUGUAUCGGUGACUUUUGAGAGAGUAAAAUCUUAUUUUUGUGUGUUCUUCGGCUUAUGCGAAAAGUACUUGAGAUGUUCUUAUCAAUUGCACGAUUUUUCGUCCUUUUCCUAUUUGGGUUUGUUCUGGUGCGUGCAGCAGCAGCAAGUGUCGUUAACAGUACAGAAUGUGGAAUGAGUAUAGGAUUUAAUAUAACCGCUUACUAUCAGAUGCCACCGCUCUACCUCUACGAUGACUACGAUCGCUGUCUGGACGAGUUCCCCGAGCGGGCCACCUACUGCCUGGUGGACAGCUGGAUCGUCCCAAACGACUCCGCACCGCUGUGGUCCGUGAUAGAGCAAUUUUCCGCCGACAGAAAGCGCAGCUUCCGCCACGAUCGACUCCAGCGCGGUCUGUGCAUGAACCGAUGCCACCAGCUACUGACCAGGUUCGAUCCACGCACGCAGAUGAAGUACUUCCGCGCUCGCUUCGAACCUAACGAUUCUCAGGUGGUAAAGCUGUGUGUAGAAAAUGUUUCAUUCUCUAGAACCUCAAUUCUUUCGCCGCGCACACAGAUCACGUUCGACCCGAACACGUUCCGCGGGGCGCUCGACUGGCGCAACCGAUACCGCCGUUUAGCCAAUCAAUGUGUCAAUUACGAGCUGAAACGUCAGUACUCCCUGAUGGCCUACACAACGGUAGAAUACUGCACGACGAACCGAGCGCAAACGGACCGGGACGUACGGGUGUCCGCGGUGCAAGCAGCACCGGAAGCAUUAGAUAAGAUUGAUGUUACGUUUCUGUUUGUCCUUGGUACACUACUCACCCUAACACUGCUGUCCACCGGGUACGAUUGCUAUCGAUACCGGCAAGCGCGACCACACCACGGCGGCACGAUUGUGGAUGGAUUAAGAGAUUACUAUCGAUCCGGAUUGGAGCGCCCGGGUGUAAGCCGUGCCACCGUACUGCUCGUUGCGUUUUCCCUUCCCCGGAACUGGCAUCUACUAACGACGGCGCGUAGAAAGGUGUCCAGCACCGCCACGAAAGAUUUGCGCUUCAUACAGUCGGUCCGGUUUCUCAUCAUGUACCUCGUCAUCGCCGGCCACUCAAUGCUGUUUAAUUGCAUCUUUCCGCUACAGAACCCACAGUACGUCGAGCUGAACUAUCGCCGUGUCAUUACGAUGCUGAUAUUCAACGGCAUUACGGUGGUGCAGACGUACUUCACCGUGAGUGGAUUCCUGCUGGCCGUACACUUUGUGGAUUUUGCCGAAAAGCAGCGCCGCUUCCGCUGCUGGGACUAUCUGCAAAGUAUUGUGUAUCGAUUUUUAAGAUUAACACCAGUUUAUGCGUUUAUGCUGCUGCUCGACGCCACCUGGCUGAUUCGGCUGCAGGACGGCCCGAUCUGGAAGCGGGUGGCCGAAACGGAGCGCACCUACUGCCGCACGAACUGGUGGGCCAACGUGCUGUACGUCAACAACUACGUCACCGUAUCGGAACCGUGUUUACAACAGACCUGGUACCUUGCGACUGACUUUCAACUGUUCGCCAUUGAGCUUGCCAUUCUCGCGCUUACAUGGCGCUAUCCGAAGCUGCUUAAACCGUUGCUGGCCGUCGCCGUGCUGGGAGCACUUCUAAUACCGGCCAUCGUUACGUACGUCAAUCGUUUCGAAGGCGUCGUCAUCUUACGACCCGAAGCGCUCAAGUAUGUGCUGUGGUAUGAUCCGAUGUACCGCAAGAUGUACAUUCCGACGCACACCAACUUUGGCAGCUAUUUGGCCGGUCUCAUCGCCGGCUUGCUGUAUCACAGGCUGAAGCGCGCCAACUUUGAUGCCGUUCGCCAUCGGGGCUUUCGCACGCUCUGGUACGUAUCGCUUCCGACCGCAAUCGUCCUGCUGCUGUCGGCGUACAUAUUUUAUGCGUACGAUUUUGAAAAGCCCGCGCUCUGGAUAGCGGCCUACGCGGCACUGGCGAAGAAUCUCUGGGGUGCACUUUUCGGCGUACUGUUCGUCGGGCUGGCGUUCGGUGUUGGGGGCUUUCUACGAACGGCGCUGAAUAAUUCGAUCUUUCGGCCACUCGGCAAGGUGACGUACUGUGUGUUCCUGUGCCAUCUGUUUGUGAUACGCGUCACGCUGGGCAACAUCCGGCAGCCGAUCUAUGUGAGCGAUAUGCGAAUUCUUGUGUCUACCUCGUCGACGCUGGUACUGGCGUACAUUAUGGGGACGUUAAUGUGCCUGCUGAUCGAAAUACCAUUUUCCAACGUACAGAAAACGCUGUUCUUCUACAAGCCGGAAAGUGAAUAUUGGAAAAUUCCGCAACUACAACUGUACGACAGUAUUGAGCAGUGUCUGCACAACAAGCCCGAGGGUGUGUUCUGUGUCGCGAAGGUGGUGAUCAAACCGGAAAGUCGGUCGGAAAUAUGGCGGCUUAUUAAAAAAUACUCCAAGUAUACGUUCCAGUACAAUCACGAUGUGCUUACGCGUGGCGUGUGUCUUGACCGGUGUAAGAGCGUGGUGGAGCAAUUGGGUCCCGAGGCAGAGAGGUUCUAUGUGCCAAAGUUUAACGUUUCAAAACGGUAUGCCAUUUCGGAUUGGUUACUGCCAAAUGUUACCCAAUACCGCCGUGCCUACGGCUACCUUAUCAAUGUGUGCCAAAACUAUGACCUUCGCACACGCUACAACCUGUCCGGGUAUGCGGAAAUCGAAGAAUGUACUACCAAUGAGAAUUUGGACCGACCAAUGGACACUCUAGAUAUUUGCUACAUAGUACUGCUUGCUUUGCUGCUCCUGCUUGCGAUCAGCUCCCAGUGCUACGACAGUUGGCUUGCGCGUAGAUCCAGCGACGACGAAAACUACUACCGAAAAUCGCACAAAAGUCGUGUGGCAACCCUGGCGACUGCCUUUUCGCUGCGCCGUAACUGGGCCCGGCUAACGUACAAAGCGUCCCGCUGCCAGUACCAGCAGGAUUUGGACUUUCUCGAUCUGGUGCGCGUGCUGACGAUGAGCUUCAUACUGCUGCUGCACGUGUUUAUCGGGAUGGCCAUGUUUACCGCCCAAAAUCCCCUAGCGAUGGAGCAGUUUUCGGCCCAUCCGUUGUCGCAGAUGCUCUUCUCUAUAGCCCCGUUCCAGGUGGACAUGUUCUUCUGUGUUAGUGGCCUGCUGCUAACAGUGCAGUUUCUAGAACACACCGAAAACAAGCGCUUUCGAAUUAGCAUCCUAUGGCAAGGGCUGAUCAAUCGUUAUCUGAGAUCUCUUCCCGUGUAUGCCGUACUGAUGCUCUUUACCGUAUCUCGCUACGAUACCUACCAGACGACACCGUCGGCGUACAAAAUUAUGCCCAAAGUACGACUGAUCUGUCGCCGCAAGUGGUGGAUCAACUUCCUGUACAUCAACAACUACUAUCAGCCGGAAGAACAGUGUCUCAUACACACCUGGUAUCUGGCCGCGGACUUUCAGCUGUUUGUGAUCGGUUUGGCGGUGUUGACGUUACUGUGGCGCUUUCCCAAAGCCACCUUCUGGACGGCGGUAACGCUGGGUGUGGUAGGAGUCGUACUGCCCAUGAUCAACACGUACUUGCACGCCAUGGAUGCAAUGAUGCCACUAACAAUGAAAGGCAACGAGUAUCAGCUCUGGUACGAUGAAUACUUUGUGAAGACUUAUCAGGCAACGGAGACGCACUGCUGUAGCUACUUUUGCGGCAUGAUCGCAGGGUUGCUGUAUAACAAGAUCACACGCAAGGAGCUUACACUUCCACUCGGUACGCUAAAGAAUGUAUUCACAUUGGCGUACAUUUCCAUCAUUGGAUUCGCCCUACAAGCGCCACUGUACAACAUGAUCCAGUUCAGCAAACCUUCGCUCUGGAUGGCAAUCCUGUCGGGCGUGCAUAAGCUCUCGAUCGGUUCGUUCUACUCGAUGGCCUUCCUGUUGCUUACCUUUCACGAUCGUACGUCAGCCGUGCGACGGUGGUUCAGUGGAAAUGCGCUGAGCCGUGCGAUGGCACGGCUCGGGUUCGGGUUUUACCUUGUGCAGAUGUCCGUCCUGAAGGUUGUGUUUGGGAAUUAUCCAGAGGAUACGCGCAUCAAUGUGCAACUUAUUGUUUCAACGUUUUGCUCAACAUUCAUCCUGUCGUACAGUAUCGCACUGGUUGCUUUCAUUUUAAUAGAAAAGCCGUUCGAUGUUCUAUUCAAACUGCUGCUAAGCUCUGGCAAACCACGGCGGUCCGAGCUUGAAUCAGCGUCGGUUAGCAAGCAGUCAGCAAUUAGUAGCAUUUCGGUGAUAUCUUCGGCGAAAGAGAACGGAAACGCUAAAGGGAAUGGCUUACAGGAGGAAGUGAAAGAUCGAUCGAUCCUGCUUGCUGUGAUGGAUUCAGUGCUCGUAGCGCUGCUGCUAUUCACCUGCAUCACUUUCGCCCAUCCCCAGCAGCAGCAUUCCGUUCCGUCCAUCUUUAUUUACGAUGAUUUUGAGCGGUGUGAAGCGACCGCAUCGGUGUACUGCUAUGCCCGCACCAUACUCCGUGUCGAUCAAUUUCCGGCCGGAUUCGUAGUGCCACAAACGGAAAGCACAGAUCGAAUUGUCCACAAGCAUCGGGCGCAGUACCUCGAGCUGGGUGUCUGUUUGAGGGACUGUGAGCAGGAAGUGAAAAGCUUAAGUGCAGCCACCAGGAAGACACUCUUCCAGCCAGAAAUUCCUGUGAAUUUUACUUUCCUAAUUCCGAAUGAGCUGUUUCCCACGAUGCCGGCCGAUAAGCGGCACUACGAAACGCUGGUGAAUGUGUGCGUAAAUCAGCGGCUGCGCACGCGUUACAACAUUACCGGUUACACGGCCCUCGAGUACUGUCGACCCAAGCCCAAACAAACGGCCCGCCCGUACGAUGCAUUGGAGGUGAUCUUUCUUGCCGUCUCGGGGACGCUUGUCAGUACGCUCAUCCUCACAACGCUGCUGGACGUUUGUCGCGUUAACCAAGAAAAUGCAAUCGUCUCCGCUUUCUCCGUACGCCGCAAUUGGAUGCGCCUGCGGGCCGAUGCCGACUCGCCCCUGCACCGCGAUCUGCUGUACAUCGAUGGGCUGCGCGUGCUCGUCAACCAUCUGGUGAUUGUGCUGCACAGCUUUCUGAUCGCGAGCGUUGCCCCGGCUCAGAACUACAGCGAACUGGAGGACCUGGCGAACAAUGUGCCGAUGCGCAUCUACCUCUCCUCGAACGCGUACCUGGUGCAGAUCUUCUUCACGAUCGGUGGCUAUCUGCUGAGCGUUAACUUUCUGCGCGAUGCCGACCGCGGCCCGAUCGAUGCGCGCUACGCCGGCAACAAGAUUCUCAACCGGCUGGUGCGCCUGGUGCCCGUGUAUGCGUUCUUUCUACUGUUCUCCGUUAGCCUUAACGUACGGUUCGAUGUGAAUGUGAACGGGUUUCGGCUGUUUACGGCAGAGAAUGCCAUUUGCCGUCAGAAUUGGUGGACCAAUGUGUUGUUUGUGAAUAAUUUUCUGUGGCCAAAGGAGCUUUGUUUGAUGCACACCUGGUACUUGGCGGCUGAUUUGCAACUGUUCCUAAUGGCGAUGGGUGUGCUGGUGCUGGUGCACCGGAGGCCCAAAAGUGUUGGGGUGGUGUUUUUGGUCGGAGUGUUAGUGUCGUUUACUGUUCCCGGGUAUAUAACGCACCAGCAUAAGUUGCACCCUGUGCUGCCGGGUAAGCUGAGUGAAGCCAAGUUCCUGACCAUGUACGAGCCAUGGAUAAGGCGCAUUUAUCUACCAAGCUAUGCAAACACUGGCUGCUACCUGUACGGAGUCAUUGCCGGGUAUCUGUACCAUCGCACAAAGAACUACAAGAUGCAGCUUGAACGAUUUUGGCUCUAUCGAAUGAUCAACGCAUACGUAACACCGGUACUGGUCGCCGUGACGGUGUCUUCCUUCCUCUGGUACGUGAUCGAAGUCCCAAAACCUAACCUCUGGGUAUCGCUCUAUAGUGCACUUUACAGAAACAUAAUCGGUAUCUUUGUGGCUGUGUGCUUUCUGCGCUCCAUCGACAAAUCUCCUGGCACUUUGCGUAGCAUUCUCAGCUCCAAACUGCUAACCACACUCGGCAAGCUUACCUACAGUGCGUACGUACUGCACGAUGUGGUGAUGCGGUUUUUGCUGUUGCGCGAAAACUUCAACAGUGUGAUCAACGUGCAAAAGUUUAUAGCUUGGGUGUACAUUGUGACGGGGGUAGCCUUUGCCGGUGGACUGGUCGUGUUUCUUGCCAUUGAGCAGCCCAUGAUACAGCUGAUUAAACCAUACAUAAGCCGAGUGUGCCCUGUAAGGGUAAAAGCAAAGCAGAAAAAAGUGUUUCUCACAUCAUACUGCCACAUGUCACAGUAUCAUCGUAUGCCGAAACUCUGGCAGAUGGAUGAUUAUGACGAAUGUCUCGAGUCACCCGGACCGGAUGAACCUUCGGGCGUGUUCUGUAGUUUGUCCGUCGUACUGAAGCCCAAUAAUCGGUCUGAGCUUUGGAAGCUGAUUGAGGAAUUUUCCAGCGACUAUAAGCGCCACUAUAACCAUCAAGUGCUCAAAUGGGGUGUUUGCAUCAAAAGGUGUCAAAAGGCGAUUGAAAAGCUCUCACCAGCGGAAAGAAAUGCACUAACGGUGGAGCCAUUCCCGAUUGAUGUUCGGUAUAAAUUCAAUGAUGGCAUACUGGAAAACAUUCCUACGUACCGAGAGGCCUAUCACGAUGUUCUGGAAAUUUGCAUCAACAAGGAGCUUAACGAUACGUACGGUUUGGUCGCUCAUACCGAGAUACUUUCGUGUGACAAAUCCGCCGAUGAGGUUGUUAUAGUAGAUGCACUAGAUAUGUCCUUCCUCAUCGUUCUAUGCGCGCUUGUAUGCUUUGUGACGCUUUCCUCCUGGUACGAUAGCUCGAUGAACUACAAACGAACCUCCGACCACUACCGACAACCGUUGGACAGUAAACGUAAAAUGGUUUGGGUGUCCUUCUCUAUUCAACGCAACUGGUACCGGCUAACGUCGCGAUCGAGGGACGAACUAAACCAAAAGCUGCGCUUUUUCCAGGCGUUCCGAUUUCUGACCAUGUCGCUGGUCAUUUUUGGUCAUGCCGCUCUGCUACUUGCCGUCACACCGACCACCCAUUCGGAGAAGCUUGAAAGGAUGAUGCACAACGUGGGCAGCAUGAUACUCACGAACGGUGUGCAGAUCACGCAAACGUUUCUUGGCAUGAGUGGCGCACUGUUGGCGAUACAGUUUUGUAGCUUUGCCGAGAAACGGAAGGGAAAAGUCAGCUUCCUUUACGUUCCAUUUGCGAUCCUCUAUCGUUACGUCAGAUUAACACCGGUGUAUGCGUUCGUGAUAUUGCUUCAUGCCACAUGGCUGUUGAAGCUGCAAACUGGCCCUCUGUGGCGCUGGGGCGCCGAAACCGAACAAACAUUCUGCCGCCGGAACUGGUGGACGAACCUACUGUACAUCAACAACUACGUACAUGCUGACGAGCCAUGUGUCCAGCAAGGUUGGUACCUUGGUGCCGAGUUUCAAAUAUUCAUCAUCGCACUGAUCGUGCUGGUUACGAUCGUAAAGAUCCCCCGUGCAAAGGUCCUUAUACUGGGAUUGAUGCUACUUGCAGGCUACGUCAUUCCCGCGCUCUUCAUCUACUACCAAAAGCUUGAGGGAACGUUCGUUGUCACCUUAGAAGCUCAACGCUAUAUCCUUUGGUACGACAAGUUCUACCUGCACGCAUACAUCCCGACGCACAUCAACUUCGGUAACUACAUCCAAGGCGUUCUGACGGGCGUUAUUUACAACGAGCUGCAGAAACGGUCGAUCAAUCUGGCCCAAAGUAAAGUAUUUCGCGUCGUGUGGUAUCUUACCUUCGCGAUCAUUCCUCUCUCCAUGCUGCCGUCCUACAUGUUCUACGUGAAUGACUUCCCCACGCCAUCGGUCUGGAUGGCAGUGUACUUUGCCUUGUCGAAGAAUCUGUACGGCAUCGGUGUAGGGAUCGUGAUUCUUGGCUGCAUUUACGGUGUGAACGGUGUGGUGAAGCGUAUGCUUAACUAUCCGUUCUUUGAACCGCUCGGCCGGUUGGCGUACGGUGCGUACUUGGUGCAUCCGUUCGUGAUGCGCUACAUGUUUGUUAGUGUACGGGGUCCGGUUCACUACAGUGACUUACUGACGCUUUCUCUGGUGUUUGGAGCAACGGUUAUGUCCUGCCUGAUGGCAUUGGUGCUUUGUCUGCUCAUUGAGCUCCCCACUACUGCGCUGCAGAAUCAUCUCUUUGGAAGCUUUAAAGAUCAAAAGUCGAACCCCGUGGAUCCAGAAACUGCCACCAAUGGUAACAUCAACCCAGGCUUUGAGGGGAAGAAAAGUGAACUAUAAGCAACAUGCGUGCAUUUUGUAGGUC
Messenger RNA from Anopheles coluzzii, 8443 nucleotides. RefSeq lists its product as uncharacterized. The transcript is spliced from 41 exons. Gene Ontology annotation, molecular function: acyltransferase activity, transferring groups other than amino-acyl groups. The coding region runs from base 148 to 8418 and encodes 2756 amino acids. The record is from RefSeq and is a predicted model, not a curated record. NCBI's taxonomy places the organism in Eukaryota, Metazoa, Arthropoda, Insecta, Diptera, Culicidae.